GAGAUGCAUUUUUGCUACUUGGCUGUAUGCUUUCUUGUCUUUAGGGGGCGUGUAGACUUUCCAGUGUACGCUUGCUCUAGCCCUGCUAAUGCAAGUAGAGGUGUUUCAGCAAAGCUACCAGACCAACGGCACAGACAUUGGAAACAUGGCGGCUGGACCCGGAGCGGCCAGUAGUGGCCACAGUGGUGGCCGUGCCUCCUCCGGUGGCUUUGAGGCUUCUCUAGACCGUCGCUUUCAAGGAGUUUCAAAUACAAUGGAUUCAAUACAAGGAUUGUGCGGCUGGUGCAUCGAAAACAAGAAACACCACAGCCUUAUCGUGCGCUACUGGAUGAAGUGGCUCAAAAAAUCUGAUGCCAGCCACAGGCUGAACCUGUUCUACGUGGCCAAUGACGUCAUUCAGAACUGCAAGAGGAAGAAUGCCAUUGUGUUCCGCACCAGCUUCGCCGAUGUGCUCCCCGACGCUGCCCUGCUCGUCAGGGAUGCAAAAGUGCAUAAGUCUGUGGAGAGGAUCUUCACCAUCUGGCAGGAGCGUAAUGUUUACUCAGAGGAGUUUGUCACGGAGCUGAAAACCAACCUCGUCAAGAAGGAGCAGCCCCCACCUCCAGCUCCACCAGUCAAUCCCAAAACGGCACUGAAGUCAAAGGUUGUUGCAGAAUUUGCACCUCAGACGUUCAUUGAUCAGCUGGUCAGUCACCAGCGUUCUCUGGAGGAGGCUGACCUCAGGCAGAAGCAGCUGGCUGCCCUCAGAGUGGAUGUCUGCAACGUCAACAGUGCAGAGGCCCUCAAGAGGCUCAAAGAUAAAGCUGGAGGUAAGAAGUUCUCCAGUGACUUUGAGGAGGGCAGCACUAAGCUGCAGGAGUUUGUGACCUUCCUGGAGGGACAGAUGCAGACAGCACCCCCCUUGCUGGAGGCUCUGAGUAAUGCAGACAUCUUCUAUGAGAUGCAGUACAAAGAGGUCAAGAUCGUCGCCAAUGCCUAUAAGACGUUUGCCAACCGUGUGUCCAAUCUGAAGCGGAAAUUGGACGCUCUCCGGAGCACGUUGCCAGAUCCGGAAGAUUCGCCCAUCCCCUCCCCCUCGGAGGAUGCCCCCUCGCCCACAGGCUCCGAGUCACCCUUCCACGGGCUGGGGGGGUCCAGAGGGGGCCACGACAACCAGCAGCUGGACGGGAGGGCCAAGGACUUGCAAUCGGACAACAGAGAUGUGGAGGACAUGGAUCUGUCAGAGGAGGAGGAGCCACACAGCUCAGGCUUCAUAGUUGAGGAGAUGAGGGAUAAACCAUCCACUUCAGCAGUCUCCAAGGCGACCACUGCUGCCCCUCCAGCCACCUCCAGAUCCACUGCAUCCACUGUAACCAAUCCCACCAAGACGCUAGUGGAGCGUUCAGCCAAUCAGACGCCUCCGUCAUCCACCAGUGCCACGCCGACCACAGCCGCACCUGGCCCCUCCCCUCUGCAGAUGAACCUGGCCAACGUGGACCUGGGCAAGAUCAGCUCCAUCCUCAGCAGCCUGACCAGCGCCAUGAAGGGCUCAGGAGUGAGCCCAGCCCCCCGCCCCUCUCCAACCACACCUACCAGCCCCUCCAGCCAAUCUACGGCCUCCAAGACUCCAGUCCCCGCCCCCAGUACCCCUCCUGCAGCCAAUCCGCUGGCCAGCAUCCUGUCGCGUGUGGACAUCACCCCCGAGGGCAUACUGAGCGCGCUCAGUAAAACUCAGGCCCACGGCCCUGGCUUGCAGGGACUGUCUUCGUUGCUGCACAGCGUAUCUGGAACCUCGUCUGGGAGCACCAGCAGUGCCACCAACUCGACUUCCCAACUUUCCUCCUCGUCCACCGUCACCACAGCAACGGCUACCACGGCGACCACGCCCAAGACAAAGCCGGCGCCCAGCAACAGCACGAAGCGCGACCUGGAGAAAGAGCGCAUGAGAGAGUGGGAGAAGGUCAGAGAGAGAGAGCGAGAGAAAGAGAGGGAGAAGGAGAGGGAGAUAGAAAGACAGAGGGAAAAGGAGAGAGAGAGAGAAAGAGAGAGGCAAAGGGAGAGGGAGAGAGCGAAGGAGGCAGCUGCUGCUGCUGCCGCCGCUGCUGCCGCCGCCGCUGCUGCUGCUGCUGCUGCCGCUGCCGCCAUGCCCAGCCUGGACUCUAAGAUCCACACCUUCCUCCAGGGGAACCCGGCCUUCGGCGGGCUGGGGCUCGGCCUGGACGAUGGGGACGGCAGCAGCAGUCCCCUCCUGGUGGGCGACAACGCCGACGGCACCCCGGUGCGAGACGAGGCAGCGGCCACCCCCACGCAGGACGAGAUGAUGGACUCCCCAGGGCCCUCGGAGGUGCGCGGUCACCCGGGCGACCCCCAGAAGCCCCCGCCACUGCCGCACCAAGGCCUCUCCCCCACCGCCUACCGCAGCGACCUGUGGGACGCCGUCAUCAGCCCCCGCGAGCUGCUGAGCGACUCGCGGCCCAAGGACGGCGACUACCGGCCCAACGCCCUGCGCGCCCAAGCUUUCCCCGUGGCCAGCGGCAAGAAGACCGCCAAGCCCUCGGGCCGGCAGAAGGAGGACGAGGCGGCGGUGAUGAUGAAGAGGAAGGCCCCGGCGGCGUCCGCGCUGGAGCAGAAGGCCAAGCUGAGCCGCAAGGCCAGCGCCGAGGACGGCCGGCCAGAGCACGCGGAGGAGAAGGGGAGGAGAGGAGGGAAGGAGACUGGGGCGGCGCCCUCUGGUGGUGGCAAAGGCAAAGGACAGCAGUACCACCGCAUCGAGACCGUGGUGUCGUCCAACUGCGGAGAGGGCGUGCCCAUCCAGACGCUGGACUCCGGCUUCCGGCGGCUGUCCGGCGAACGCAUCCAGACGGUGGAGAGCAUCCGCGUGAUCGGCCGCGGCGUGAGGAGAGGAGGCGGAGGCGGCGGCCGAGGCGCCGAGGCCUGGCUCCUCAGUGGUGCCCCCCCCUCACACCUCCCUCCUGAAGAGGAGAGACAGCAGAGGGAGCCCAUGGCUGCAGGGUGAACUGCAAGGAAGUGAAGAUGCUCUCUGCCUAGAGAGGUUGAAUAAAAGCUAAGCAAAAGGUGGUUAUUCACUUCAGACUUCCAUUCAAUUCUGUGUGUGUGUGUGUGUGUGUGUGUGUGUGUGUGUGUGUGUGCGUGCGUGCGUGCUUGUGUGUUUAUGUCUGUCUUUAUGAGCGAGUGUGAGAGAGAGACAGGCAGGAGGGGGUGACACAGAAUCACUUUGGUCUUCACACUGUGCGAUUCUAAUGACUUGUAAGUGUGCCGCUCCAUUUUGAGUCUCUUUCCAAUGCUCGCUAAAUCGCUGUCCCUUCUCCUCUCCUGAAUGAGUGUAUGAUGCUGUAAAUACGAAGGCUUUCUACUUACUGCUAGAACUCUUCCACUCUCGGCCUUCCUUGCUCAGUCUGUUUCCUUACUCUGUACCAACAUGUACGAUGAGAAGAGAAAAAAAAAAACUGUGUGUGUGUGUGUUUCCACUUCACAUCUGAUGCAUUUUUCCCGUUUGCAUCACUAUUUCUGAAAUAUGUGAUGAUGUGGUUGUAUUCAUAUUAUUGUGAUGCCUUAGGUUGCGGAGCCUGUGCACACACCAUUUAUUUCUGAUGCACACUAUUAUCGACAACAGGAGAGGCUGGAGGUGUGACAUUAGACUUUACAUUAGUCAGUGAGCCUCCCUGAACUAGUUCUUAUAGUAUUGCAGAUGGAGUUAGUAGAAACAGCUGUCUUCACAGCGAGUCCCGACACAAAUAAACUUGGAAGUUGGAAAGCGAACAUAAUGGAAGAAAAGAAAAGGUUGUAAUUUGUACAGCCGCAAUUGCAGGGAGUGUGUCCAUCUCUCUUGGGGGAAAUGGGGUGUCAGUCUUGUAAUAACAGAUUAGAAUGUGUUGUUACACUAUAGAGUUCAAGAUUUCAGGUUUCUUUUUAAUUUUAUUUUUCCUCUCUGAAAUGUUAAACUUUAUCAUGUCUUAUUUUAUUUCUGAGCAACCUCUCAACUUUGUUUGCUGUGGUGUAAGGCUGAACUGCUGUGUAUAAAUGCUGCCACCAUCUCAGAGAGAGGAUGGGGAAUCUCUUUCUCUGCCUGCUCAACUCGGUCAAAUGCUUCUGACGGUCUUACCUCCUGUCUCCCAUUUGUAUUACUGAUGUGAAACUAUUGACAUGAAGACAUCAGCAGUGAUCAUGUAACUGAUAACAUAAUAUGACCACAGACUCAUGCACAGUGUUGCUUUGCGAGUGUGCGCGCUUAUUUUGUUUGUUUUUCUUUUGUGACUUGUUUUUUUUUUAUUAUUAUUAUUAUAUUGUUAUUACUAUUAUUUUUAUUAUUUGACCCAUUUGUCCUCACCCAGCCGGAGUAAAAUCACAGAGGAAUAACCCACUGGAAUAGGAUGCUUCUGCACACAGUGUAAAGGCUUCCAUGUUGCUCGUGUGCGCGCGCGUGUGUGUGUGUGCGUGUGUGUGUGUGCGUGUGUGUGUGUGUGUGUGUGUGUGUACACACUUCAGUGGACUGUGCUGGCCCAAUGGGCAUCACCUUAACCUUCUGUAAAUAAUUCUGUACUCAUGCAUGUACUGGACAUAGUUAGAUGGAGCUAUUUGACUUGCAAUGCUGAAAUUUUCAACACCA
Messenger RNA from Alosa sapidissima (American shad), 4606 nucleotides. RefSeq names its product regulation of nuclear pre-mRNA domain containing 2b (gene rprd2b). The coding region runs from base 89 to 2995 and encodes 968 amino acids. Gene Ontology annotation, molecular function: RNA polymerase II complex binding. Gene Ontology annotation, biological process: mRNA 3'-end processing. Gene Ontology annotation, cellular component: RNA polymerase II, holoenzyme. NCBI's taxonomy places the organism in Eukaryota, Metazoa, Chordata, Actinopteri, Clupeiformes, Clupeidae. The record is from RefSeq and is a predicted model, not a curated record. The transcript has 11 exons.